Nematostella vectensis (starlet sea anemone) is the source of this 2864-nucleotide messenger RNA. RefSeq names its product pituitary tumor-transforming gene 1 protein-interacting protein. The record is from RefSeq and is a predicted model, not a curated record. Gene Ontology annotation, cellular component: cytoplasm; nucleus. The transcript has 2 exons. Bases 397 to 999 code for a protein of 200 amino acids. NCBI's taxonomy places the organism in Eukaryota, Metazoa, Cnidaria, Anthozoa, Actiniaria, Edwardsiidae. Gene Ontology annotation, biological process: protein import into nucleus.
AAGACAUUUUUUAGUUAUUUUGCUUCAAGAGAAGGCAAAAAGAAGCCAGCUGCCCCCAAACCAGCCGAGAAACAGAGCAAAGACGAGCACAAAGAGGAGGAGAAAGGCAAGAAAGGAGGUCGUGGUGGCGGCAAAAAAGCAGGAUCUCGUCAAGGACGAAUCCCGUGGUAUGUAUGUAUUCUACCAAACAAACCAGAAAGCGAACAAAUCAGAAAGCGAGAGGUUACGCACAAGUUCUGUACAAGAAAUGACGUUUGUUUUUCCCGCUAUAAUAAUUCGGCAGUAAGAAAGGUUUCUACAGCGCAUGCGUAGUUUACACAGUCUUACGUUUAUGACGUCAUAUGAACGUGGUUUGGCCUCAUUCUCAUGCUAAGUUCGCCAUAAUACGAUGGAAGCAUGGGGCGAGGUUUACCAUCCGCUCGCGCGUCUAAGACGUCACAAUCCACGCAUCAUGACGACGAAGCCAAGAGUUCGGCGCCACUGCAUAAACCUCCACCAUUCAUGGCUACGAUAAGUGGCACCCUCGCUUAUCUUGCAAUUACCGUGUUGUUUUUAUCCCAUAACUCUCUGGCCCAGGCCGGUUCUGAGUGCCAUAAACAAGAAGAAUGCGAAGGUUGCACUCAAAGUUACGGUUGUUACUGGUGUGUCACAAACAGCAAAUGUAUGCAGUGGCCAGGAGUAGGGAACCCGGAUGUCGACUCGUGUGAAGAGUACCACAGGUCGGAAAUUCAUUGUGAAGACAUAACCAAAAAUGCAAAAAGUGGUCUGGUUAUUGUUGGAUUGGUGCUUUUACUACUUUGUGUCGUAGGUUUGACGACUACGGUCUGUGUUGCGAAUGAGUGGCAUUUCAAGAUCUACAGUUGGCUACCGACUGAAGACAAACUCACUCCAUCCGAGAAGCGAAGGGAACGGAAGAAAAAACAUAAAGAGGAACAACGCGAAAAGAUGGAAAAAUUCAAAGAAAAAUACGGUUUGAAGGGACCCACAAGUAUUCCUUGAUAUCAUCGAUUUUCACGCCCGCAAUCGAAGUCUUUAGACUCUUAAUGUGUUAUGUGUUGUUUGAGAUGGUGACAAGGAGUCUCUGAUAUCAAUACAAACUUCUUUUUACUAGUGUGCCUCGUCGCGUCAUAAUUAAAAUACAAUCCUCUCCCUUCUUUUAGGGUAUUAGCUUCUCUUCCUGUAGUUUAAGUAAUGGUUCGUGUAAGAACUACGGUACCCUGCGGCAACGCAUGCGCAGAAGUAGCUAUAAAACUUCAGUAAAAUUCUGCCCUCUGAUUGGCUAAAAUACAUCUUCGGGUGUUUUCCGUAUCUUAUCCAUUGAUUGACAAACAUUUAAAUUAAGAAUAAAACAAAGGUUGCAUUGUUACGACUUAUCCCCGAGUUUUGUCCGAAUCGUAUGUUCGGAAGUUACAUUUCCGACCUAGCGCUCACGUCGCCAUUUUGAAUUCUACAUGCUUCCUCCUCGAUAUAUUAAGACAAGUCUCUCGCUAUUCAUUAUCUCUUCGAAAAUAGUUUGAAAAUCUAUUGUAUAUACUUUAAAGAAACGCUUCUGAGUUCUGUUUGCUUGCAAACUUUGUCCGAGAAGUUAGAAAAGCUUGGUAUGGUGUUCAAAAGGCAGGCAUGUUGCUGCCCAAACCACGAGGCUUGGUGUGGCAGUAAGCCUUCAGAUGUGGAACAGAGGUCCUUGAGGGCUGGUCUAGAAGCAUUUGUACAUACUGCCGACAGCGAGUCGAUUUGGAGCUUGGAAACAAACGCAUGAAAACUUCACACGAGGUGAGAAAAAUGAUCUUUCUCAAAGUCAAUGUUCUGUCGCUUGCCGUAUAGAUUCUGCUGAUUCUGUACUGUCUUGACCAGUCUUGAUCCUCCUUUUCAAUUUGUUAUUUAUUUCGAAAAUCAAAAUUGCAGAGCUGUAGAGAUGAAACUGCCUCAAGUUCCAGCGUGUUUUUCCAACCGGAAACCUCUGAGACCAGCGCUGCUGCUGAAGCCGCGUUAGAACCAUUCCAGGUAAAAAAUUCAUAGGUCAAUAAGUACUUGAGAGACAAAUAAUUGGUUCAGAAGGGAACGAAAUAUUUUACUCGUUCUAUUUUACUAAAGAGUUUUAUUACGGGAAGUUGUCAUUUGAGUUUACGAUGUGAAUAUGUAAAUAUGAGUUAUUUGAGCCUGAUUUAUAAGCUGGGUGAAAUGUAAAUACCAACAAGCCCGAAUGUAUUCCUUGAAUGUAGCGAAACAUCCUAGGGUUUGACACCCUGAAAUUUAGGUACAGCAAACUCCCGUCUAAGUGAAAGAAUUGUAAGCAACAAUGUCUUUCUUCAUUUUCAUUAGCUGACAGCCCUUGUAACACUGUUUUUAGUUCCUGACGUGUCUGCUUCUGAGGGAGUUGACUGUAGUUGCCUUGUAUUUUUUAUAAGUUCUGAUAUUCAAGAAAUGAAGUUGAGAAGGAAUCUUAAGUUUGUGUGUACUUUUUUUACAGGACAUUGAGGAAACCUCUGCACUAGGGCAAAUUUUGCCGUCAUCAGUUGAUGCUGUACGACUCAUGAAAGCACCAACUAAACAAAGGGACAUAGAACUAAAGGACAUAGAACGAUGCAUUGAAGUAGAAGAUACAUAGUAGGCCAUGAGGACUCACUAUGUAUCGAAGACGGAGACCCCGAUUAUAAGCUGGACACUCUCGACUUCAUCAAUGAGCUUAUGGAAUAAACCUUGCUUGCGGCUUGUUUUAAGAAAAUAUUGUGUGUUCUGUCUGUGUCGAUGAAAUAAUAAUUAGAGGGCUGCUACUACUGUGAAUUCCAGUAAACUUUAUUGCUGUGGCUUGUAUGCGAUAAUAGUUGUAUUGAGGAUCGAAUAAAGCAAAAUUGGUAACUUUA